GGAAGUUCCGGUGGCGGAUCGCCGACCGGGCGGAGCUGAUAGCUGCGCGGGCUGCGAGAUCUAGGUGGCCGGGCGCGGAGCCCAAGCCGUGCCGCGCGGCGCCAUGAAGGGCAAGGAGGAAAAGGAGGGCGGCGCGCGGCUGGGCACUGGUGGCGGCGGCAGCCCUGAUAAGAGCCCGAGUGCGCAAGAGCUCAAGGAGCAGGGAAACCGGCUCUUCGUGGGCCGCAAGUACCCGGAGGCGGCGGCCUGCUACGGCCGCGCCAUCACCCGGAACCCACUUGUGGCAGUGUACUACACCAACCGGGCCCUGUGCUAUCUGAAGAUGCAGCAGCCUGAACAGGCACUUGCUGACUGCCGGAGAGCCCUGGAGCUGGAUGGGCAGUCUGUGAAGGCGCACUUCUUCCUGGGGCAGUGCCAGCUAGAGAUGGAGAGUUAUGAUGAGGCCAUUGCCAAUCUGCAGCGAGCCUAUAGUUUGGCCAAGGAGCAGCGACUCAACUUUGGGGAUGAUAUUCCUAGUGCCCUUCGCAUUGCUAAGAAGAAGCGCUGGAACAGUAUCGAGGAACGGCGCAUCCACCAGGAGAGUGAGCUGCACUCCUAUCUCACCAGGCUCAUUGCUGCUGAGCGAGAGAGGGAACUGGAAGAGUGUCAGCGGAACCACGAGGGUGAUGAGGAUGAUGGCCACAUCAGGGCCCAGCAGGCCUGCAUUGAGGCCAAGCACGAUAAAUACAUGGCGGACAUGAAUGAGCUCUUCUCUCAGGUGGAUGAGAAAAGAAAGAAGCGAGAUAUCCCUGACUACUUGUGUGGCAAGAUCAGCUUUGAGCUGAUGCGGGAACCCUGCAUUACACCCAGUGGCAUCACCUAUGACCGCAAGGACAUUGAGGAGCACCUGCAGCGCGUGGGCCAUUUCGAUCCUGUGACCCGGAGCCCUCUGACCCAGGAACAGCUCAUCCCCAACUUAGCCAUGAAGGAAGUCAUUGAUGCUUUCAUCUCUGAGAAUGGCUGGGUAGAGGACUACUGAUACCCCAUGUCCUGCCUGGCACCCUGGCCCAGGAGGGUCUGGAGGCAGAAGCUCCAGUCCCUGUAUAUAGUUUGUGUCCCUGGGCCUGCCCCCAUCGGUCCUGAUGAUGGGUUCUGAACUGCUCCCCUUCUCAGCAUAUCCCUUGCUGGGCCAUGAGCCUCCCUUGUCUCCCUUCUGGGCUGGAGAGCUGGUGAGGGUGGGUUGCUGCUGCUGCUGCCACUGUCCUGUAAUAAAGUCUGUGAGCACUA
Molecule: messenger RNA, 1266 nt
Organism: Rattus norvegicus (Norway rat)
Lineage: Eukaryota; Metazoa; Chordata; Mammalia; Rodentia; Muridae
Gene: Stub1
Product: STIP1 homology and U-box containing protein 1
Exons: 7
Coding region: 104-1018 (304 amino acids)
Biological process (GO): regulation of glucocorticoid metabolic process; positive regulation of protein ubiquitination; protein catabolic process
Cellular component (GO): Z disc; nucleoplasm; cytoplasm
Molecular function (GO): misfolded protein binding; ubiquitin-protein transferase activity; heat shock protein binding
Source: RefSeq, marked validated